Molecule: messenger RNA, 2210 nt
Organism: Schizosaccharomyces octosporus yFS286
Lineage: Eukaryota; Fungi; Ascomycota; Schizosaccharomycetes; Schizosaccharomycetales; Schizosaccharomycetaceae
Product: COPII vesicle coat component Erp5/Erp6
Exons: 4
Coding region: 89-736 (215 amino acids)
Biological process (GO): intracellular protein transport; Golgi organization; endoplasmic reticulum to Golgi vesicle-mediated transport
Cellular component (GO): endoplasmic reticulum-Golgi intermediate compartment; endoplasmic reticulum; Golgi apparatus
Source: RefSeq, a predicted model, not a curated record
UGGAAGAGUAAACUUGUUUACUGUACCCUUGACAACCUACUAACAACCCAUACACGGUUGCAAAGAAUCGACAACAGUUAAGUGAACAAUGAGGUUGUUAACCGCUUUUACCUUUUUAUUUGCUUUGUUCUAUACAUCAAAUGCUGUUUAUUUUUACUUUGAUGGUUCUAAACCGAAAUGUUUCUUGAAAGACAUGAGCAAAGGAAGAAUGGUUACCGGUUCUAUACAGCCUGAACAGUGGAAUGAAGAGUUGAAGAAAUGGGUUCCUAAUGAGAAAACUAAAAUCCGUGUUCAAGUUGAUGAAACAUUCGCGAACAAUCACAUUACUUAUCAGAAGUCCUUAAUGAAUAAAGACAAGCUUCGUUUUACUCCUCAGAACGAAGGUACACACCGCAUUUGUUAUAUAUCCGAUAGUGAUGGUGGAUGGUUUUCUUCUACAAAGACUAGGCUACAUGUUGAUAUUGGUUCUGAUGAUAAAUAUAAUCUAAUAGCAUCAUCAGAAGACGAAGCAAAAAAUGUUGCUGAUCGUGUGGAAGCACUAAAUUCACGAUUGGAAAGCGUUUAUAAAGAACAACUCAAGCAACGUAACCGUGAAAUGGCAUUUCGCGAUUCCAGUGAGCAUGCAAACUCUCGAGUUGUUAAAUGGACUUUCGUUCAGAUCGUCAUACUAUUAGUAACUAGUGCUUGGCAGUUAUCUCAUCUUCAACAUUUUUUUGUAAAGGAAAAGUUGGUCUAAUCAACUCUUUAAGAGUCAGUAUAUUCGCCUGCUGCUACUAAACUGGAGGCAGAAUGUUACUAGCCAAUGAUAGAGCGCUCGUCUUUACUUGUAAUAGUGUCAAGCUUCUCUAAGAUCCGUUUAUAUAUACAAAUAAACUAUUAUGUUGUUAUUACCUAGACACGAAUUAUCUUCUCUUAUUUGCAACAGAAAUCGUAAAGGAGAAUUAUGAAUCUUGGACUACCAGAAUCUAUAUAAACAUUAAAUUAAGAUAUUUAUUCAUAAGCAAACAGUUUCAUAAAGCUUACAAUUACAUCUAAGUUUUUAGGUGCUCAGUGCUGGUAAGUAAACGAUGGAUAGUUCGUUUUGCAAUCCGUACCUUCCGUUGAGUCUAAGAGUUGCAUUUUUUUUAAAGUAUCUUGGAAUUCAUAAUGAACCGUCUGUAAACUUCCAAUAGCAAUUUGAAAUUGGAGUAGUUCGAUAUUAUAUCUUUCAAAUUCAAGAACUUCUUUCCCGAGCUGAAAUUUCGAUGGAUCAUCUUUAUCCAACUCAUAAUCGUAGGUACGAUUGGGCUGUUCCUGAAUUACUUUUUCAUUAAUAGUCUUGAAUGGCUCAGCAAAAUCACUGCAUGUAAUAGAAGAAAGUGAGGAUUCGCUGUUGGAAGCAUCCGUUAAGUCGUUGCUACUGCUUUCAGUAGCAGACCCCGAAAAUGACUGUGAAGACGUUUCCUGUUCCUCAAAUUUUUUGUCUUCAGAGGGAGAAUCAUUUUCUUUAGAAAAUUUCUCUUUUAAAAUUUCAGGUACCUGUUUAUCAACUGCUUUUUGGGAAGGUUCUUUAGAGAUUACGUCCACCGGUUUAAUGUUUUUGUAUAACUGGAGGGUUAAAUUAUUCAUUUGAAACUUGGGAUACUCCUUUUUUCCAAAGUAUGACACAAGAGAAGUGCAUACAUUGCAAAAAAAGGUCUGGAAACUGGGUAUAAUGUUCUGGCAUGUCUCCUGAAAGUAUUGAAUCUGGUUAAACAUGAAGCUUGAAAAAGUAAGUUGCAAACAAAAGAACGAAUUUGCUUCUCUUUUUAUUUUAAAGAAUGUUUUCUUGCAGCUCUCCAGUUCAUGGAGCAACUGUUCCCUGAGUACUUCCUGAUGGAUUGAAUAACUUUGAAAUAUUGGCUUUUGUGAGAAUAGUAUUAGGAAAUUUAUAGAAGACAUGGAAAACUCAAACAUGUCCUUUGCUUUGGUCCAUCCAAAAUGAACUAACCCAUUUGUUUCCAAUUCUUUGAUCCAGAAAUUCAGCUGCUCGUUAAUUUCGUGAAGAGGUGAAACUGCAUUCAUUUUUUUUAUAAGUUCAAUUUUAGAUUGACUUUGACUGUGAAAUGGUACAGGAAAUGACAUAGCGAAAAAGAUGUUAAACACAUUUUUCAAUCGAAAGAACAGCUGUAAAAACUUCAGACAAAUAAUCGUAUCUUUUUCGUAUCUACUUAAUUCCAUUAUGAAUUGCG